UAUUUAGCAAGAGACUAAAGAGAAAACUUCUGUUAUGAAAAAUGAGAGCCGUCAGUUUCGUGAAACGGUUGCAAUGGGAUUUGCCUGGGACUGUGUGCAGACAUGGAUUAACAAUAGGAGAUCUUGAUAACGAUGGCGACAAUGAAUUAGUCGUUGGCACUGCAGAGGGAGAGUUGUAUAUUUUUAAAGGAUCAGAGUUGUGGCAGAAAAUACCUGGUUUAGGCCUAAUCACUAGUGUAGCUAUAGGAGAUAUCUUUAAUUACGGUAGAAAUGCAUUGGUCGUGAUAUGUGGAGAUGGUUGGGCUCAUAUUUUUUACAGCCCAAGAUCCGUUAACCCCAGUUCCAUCAAUGCAACUUCUUCUCAGCAGUCUGCCAAAGAAACAUCGGAUCAGGACAACAGUAAAGAUCAAACGGAUGGGGGCAGCGAAACGAACGAGAUGACCGGCAAAAUGGAAUGCGUUCACGUACAAAGAAUUCCAACAAACACGAAGGUGGUGUUGAUAGCAGACGUCGAUAGAGAUGGUGCUAAUGAAAUGAUACUGGGCCUGACCGAUCGUGUAGUCAGAUCCUAUAGGUGGUCGAGCAAUCUAGAGUUGGGUAGAGGAAAAUUAGUCGGUUUGAAUAAAUGGGAGUGUGCCAAUCAAAUAGGGACAGUGACAUUACAGCACACGGCGGACGGGACGCCGACCUUAUUGGUUGCUCAGCCUGGUGGAACCUUUAUGCGAAUUAAGUGUAAUCCUAAGGAGUGUCACUUAGAAGACGACGCUCAUAAAACAGACGAUGAGUCAGCGGCGAGCUGCGUGGAUUACCAAACGUUGGGCAUAUCGCGAAUGCGUAAUCAAAAUAUUUCCACGGAAAUCAUAGGGGAUUUGGAAUCCACGACGGUGGAGAACAAACCACCAUCCAAAGAGACUACGUCUAAAGAGAACGCGUCGAGUGAAAAUCAACGUGGCGAGAAUUCAACGUGCCAGUCGACGUCGGAGGGUCAUGGAACGAACAAAGUCACCGAGAAAACUGACUCGACGAACGUAGAUCAAGUCGACGGCAACAUCUUAGGAGGAAAUGUGAUUCUCGGCGAUUACGAGGCGAAGCCGGAGAAAGAUACGUUACUGCCCACGUACAAAGACUUCUCUCGCCAAGACAACGGCAACAACAACAACAACAGCAACGACGCUGAAACUCUAAGGCGGAAGAAUGAAGCUAGAACUCAAGAGAACGUCGAGCCAAGUUCACCGCGAGGGAAGCCUUACGCUCUCGCUACUCUAGAUGGAACAAUAAUGCUGGUUAAAGACGAAGUUAUUUUAUGGUCCAUGCAAGUGGAUCAUCUGAUAUUUGCCCUAUGUCGUUUGGAUGUGACCGGAGACGGCUCGGACGAGAUAGUGGCCUGCGCUUGGGACGGCCAGACUUAUAUUCUGGAUCAGCAACGGAACAGCGUGCGCUUCCAAUUCGAGGAAUCGGUCAGAGCGUUCUGCACGGGGAACUACAACGUUUCGCCCGGCGUCUCGACACCCUGCCUCGUGUACAACACUUUCAACAAUAAGAUUUUCCUCUACUACGACGUAACGCUUCCAAGUAUGACGAUCAGACCUCUGAACCCGUUGGAUCUGCUCGAUCUCGAGGAGAAGAAGGCUUUCGACGAUCUCCUGGCGGGUUGCAGCGACGCGGAAAGACCGCAGAGGAUGCAACAGUUCACGGAAUGGCUGUUGUACGGGGCAUCUUGACGACGUGUACUCUGUAUAGGCUAGAUGUGUUAAGGGAAAUAUACAUGUAU
This is a messenger RNA of Nomia melanderi (Alkali bee), 1771 nucleotides long. Its product is annotated as KICSTOR complex protein ITFG2. Gene Ontology annotation, cellular component: KICSTOR complex. NCBI's taxonomy places the organism in Eukaryota, Metazoa, Arthropoda, Insecta, Hymenoptera, Halictidae. The record is from RefSeq and is a predicted model, not a curated record. Gene Ontology annotation, biological process: regulation of TOR signaling.